CGUUGCGCCCCUGCUUUCAGCUAAGAGAUUGAUAAAUUUCACCAAAACAAACCAGAGAGCAUGGACGAUAAGAAUAAGUAGCCGUUAAAGAUCCAUCGUUCUUCUCUUUUCUUCGACACCAUUCAUCGAUUGUGAUUUAACCAACAUCAUGAGCCCUGGACUUGGACACGACCCUCUUCCUUCCUACAAUAUCACCGCAUUAGGUAAUACGGCAUUGUGUCUGUGGCAGCAACCGCAGCAUGUAUUGUUUCAAAUGGCGAAUUUCUGCUUCGCGUUGUCGUAUUCAGCACCUUCUUCGAAGAAAGGGAUAUUGUUCAUGCAUUCUGUCCUAAUAAUAGGAUUCAUAUUGUUGUCAGGCUGGGCAUGGCACGUGAUCUGUGCACCGGAUAUAUUCUCUUGGAACUUCAGCUUCCUGGUGUUGAACAUCGGUCAACUGGUUUAUAUCGUUUAUCAAAUGAGACCUGUUCGAUUCGACCCUGAAUUAGAGGAAGCGUAUCACACUCUUUUCUAUCCAUUCAAAGUGUCCCGACUGCAGUUUAAGAGGCUGGUGUCUCCAGAAUUCGCUUCGAUAAUGUCGUUGCAUGCAGGCGAGGCAUACGCAAUGCAAAAUCUAACUCGAACCGAUAGAUUGGGAUUACUGCUUAGCGGCAAGGUGAACGUUCUCAGUGAUUCGAAUUUCCUGCAUCCUAUUCUGCCUUGCGAGUUCCUAGAUUCUCCGGAAUUCGAAAGCUCUCGGGCAUCCGUGGACGACAAAUUCAAGGUGUCAAUCGUCGCCGCAAGCUCCUGCAGGUACUUAUACUGGCAAAGAUCCGCGCUGGAGUAUCUCCUCGUGAAGGAAGCUUAUCUAGCGACAGUUUUAACAACGUUGGUUGCCAGAGAUAUUGCCACCAAAUUAUACGCUAUGAACAACAAGAUUGUUACAGAUAAAGGGUCGCAUUUGGAUAUAAGAUUGCCAACUAUCAGCGCAGGGUUAACGAUAAGUAGCGAAUACAGGAGUCCAAGGGCAUCCAGACAAGCACUGAUUCGCAGGAAGGAAUCGUCGAUGUCUUCCGAUAAUGGUGUUUCUAAUCUAAAAGAUCGUCAGGUAAACAAUCUCUCGAAGAAAGGAGUACCGAACAUGGAACCUCUUCCAGAAAUGCCUUCGUACGACGACUUGGCGUCCAGCGGUGUGGAAAGUUGGUUAGAUUCGUCGAGCAAGUAUCACAGUUGCGAGAUCGUGGACGAAGAAUAACAGGAGGCCUCCUUAACGCCAGACACAUUUUACGAGGGAGAUAGUGAAUAGUGUCGCGUUAGGGAAUUGCAUAGUAAAUGAUACGAAGACUGCAGUGUUUUAACCGAAC
This is a messenger RNA of Bombus pascuorum, 1340 nucleotides long. RefSeq names its product popeye domain-containing protein 3-like. NCBI's taxonomy places the organism in Eukaryota, Metazoa, Arthropoda, Insecta, Hymenoptera, Apidae. The coding region runs from base 149 to 1231 and encodes 360 amino acids. Gene Ontology annotation, cellular component: sarcolemma. Gene Ontology annotation, molecular function: cAMP binding. The record is from RefSeq and is a predicted model, not a curated record. The transcript has 7 exons.